Molecule: messenger RNA, 1857 nt
Organism: Peronospora matthiolae
Lineage: Eukaryota; Oomycota; Peronosporomycetes; Peronosporales; Peronosporaceae
Source: the annotation of a GenBank genome assembly
AUGAGCUUAAGUACGCGUUACGCCAAGAUCGACGCAGAGAUCAACCCGAGGCCGUGUGUGGGUCAUGGACGAAGCGUACGCGGUGAAGCAGACGGAGUUCCUGGGGAAGACGUUGCGUUACGUCUGUCAGAACGGGAACGGCCCGUGUCCGCUGCUGGCCAUCGCCAACGUGCUGCUCUUGCGGGGCCAACUGACGCUCGAGGGGCCGUCACGUCCUUUGGCUUUGUGGGCGCGAGAGAUCUGAUGCGACUCGUGCAGCAGCGACUGCUCGAGACGAACCCGCCCUUGAAAGAUGCGAGCGAGUUGCAGCGUCUGACGCAAGAGAAGACGCUGGAAGACGUGGUGGGACUGUUGCCUAGUAUGUUGAGAGGGCUGGACGUGAACGUGCGGUUUCAUAAGAUCACGGACUUUGAGUAUACGGUAGCCUGUGCGGUGUUUGAUAUGCUGGACAUGGAGCUGGUACAUGGCUGGCUGCUGGAUGACCAGGAUGAUCUGACAAUGAAAGUGGUGGGCAAUAAGUCGUACAAUGAGCUGAUUGAGCGGUUGGUGGACUACCGUGGUUUACUUUUGACCGAAGAGGAGAACAAGAGAAAAGUUGCAGCUGAGGAGAAGAAGUACAAAGGCGAUGCGUUACUGCCGGAUGCUGCGGUGGUACACGCGGAAAAAGAGGGGGCAAUGCCUGUGGUAGUUUCUGUUCCAGCACCACUAGAUGUCCAGACGCUGGGAUUGCGAGACCUUUCGCUUGAUGCUGCCAACGACGCGUCUGCCGUGCCAAAUGGACCGGAAUCCGUUGAUUUAGAUGCGUCGACGUCGUCUCCACAGAAGAGUCCGUUGCAGCAAACUGUGCAGGCGAUGAUGAAGGAGCGCCACAUGAGCGAUGCUGAUGCGCUGGUGACGGCCACGACGCUUCUCGAAGAAGGUCCAGUCCUCGAUGCCUUUUUUAGCGCCACUGCUAGCCAGCUUACAUACUACGGUCUCGUCAAGCUGCACGAAGGUAUCCGAGAACGUCAGCUUUGUGUUUUUUUCCGCAACAACCACUUUUCUACUCUAUUCAAGUUUGGAGGUAAGCUGUAUCUGCUGAUCACCGAUGCUGGGUACCUCGACGAGCCUACGGUGGUGUGGGAGCUGCUGAACGAAAUUGACGGAGACACUGAGUACCUUGAUGCGCACUUCCGACCCGUCACGUCAUCCGAGCAGCAAACAAGUAUUUUAACGCAGCAGCAGGAGCAAGAGCAAGCAGAAAAGCAGACGUUACAAGAAGCUAGGGUCUUGAGCCUUGCGAAAUGUGUUUCUCCUCCCAUCCAUGCGAAGCAAGAAGUCAGUGCUGGUGACGAUGCUCGAGCUACUGAACACGCGAUGUCGAGUGGUGAAUCAGUCAGCGAGUCUGUUGGACAAAACGUGGACAAUGUCGCCGAUCCAGAUUACCUGUUAGCGCUGAAAAUUCAGCAGGAGGAAGAGGAACUAGCGCGCGGCAGCGGGCACGUGUCGUCCCCACACUUGAGUAAUGCCGCGGAACGAGAUCCAGCUGGAAACAGCCAUAACGAAGGGAGCGUGGAGCGACAUGGCAGCGGUGGCCAAGAUGAUGAUCACGGUCGUGACACAAAUACAAUUGGAUUGGCCGAUGAUGUCGUUGCUGCCAACGGCCAACUGUUGCUUUCAGAGGAAGAGUUGGAGGCCCAGCGUCGGGCCGAGCAAUACUAUGAGGAACACAAACGGCAGGUUGAUGCACAGACGCGUCAGUGUGAGCAGGAACAGGAACGACUGCGCCACUCACAGCAGCAGCAGCAGCAGCAGCGUCCCACCCGCAGUAGUCAACGGCGGAGGAUCUCGGAAAGCAGUGACUGUACUGUAUCGUAA